UCAUUUUAUAGUAAAAUAUGUUGCUCAAGUGUCUUAGUGCUUAAAGCUUAAUUUAUGGAUAAUCUAAAAAACUAUGUUUAUGAGGAUGACUGGGAAAUAAAAGAAAAGUUUGCUUUGGCAUGCUGCGUGUCUAGAAAUGGUGAUCAAAAUUGGGCUUCAGUCAGCCGAACAAUGAAAGCCAUUGCAGAAGCUUGUGGAGAUAAUUAUAGGCCUUCAGAGUGGUAUGCCACAAAAAAUUUUGCUUCAAAGUACUAUGAACUGUUGAAUACUUCGUCAAUAUCCAAACGUAAAAUUCGUGGUGUUUCUUCGGACUCUUCUAACAUUGAAACACCUACUGAACAAGUACAACGAAAGUUAACAUUUGCUCGACUUGAAGAGUUAGAUAAACUAAUUAAGGGAGAAAAAGAGAGAUACAGUAAGUUGAAAAGAGACAUUGGCAAAAUUCAAAGUGGCAAGUUGGAUUCAAAACUACCUGAUAUUAUAAAAGCUAUAAAGAGUGGCAAACCCAUCGAAACAUUAAUAUUAGAUGAGCCAUCAGAGCAUGCUAAAUUACCAGUUAGUAGUCAAGCAAGUACAGUAACUGCACAGAGUGUGCCUUCCAGACCACAACGGGCACCAAAAGAAACAGAAAAGUUUAAAAAGUAUAUUGAGCAGCGGCAGAAGCAUAACGCCAAAUACCAAAACCAUUCAUCAUCAGGAUCAGGAUCUACAACCCCAACUGUUGAAACAACAGAAAAUGUUUUUAAUUCUUCUGUAUCAGAAGUUAUUUUGAUCAAACCAGUCACUGCUCAUGAGGAAUCUGUUACCAUACCUACUGAAGAGAAACAAGUAAUCGAAUCAAAAGUUAAUACGCAUAUUCAAAAAUCAGAUUUAGAAGAAAAGUUAACCCCAAAGCUUUCUACUAAACCAAUAAAAAAAGUUGAUCAGAAAGGAUCUUUAUUAACAAGUUUACUUGCUACAUCUGCCACAGAGAUCAAGGCUCAGGUCAACAAAAUGUCUGAUGUUCUAAAAGAACAAACUAAAGCUGUUCCCAAUAUACCAAAAGAAUCAUAUGAAGCAUAUAAGCAAGUACAAAAUGCCUCCUCCAUAGCACUUCAGCAAUCUGCUCCAAUGUUAUCAAAGCUUCUUGAGAAUAACAAUCCUAUAAAUCUGAGUUCACCACCUUUAAAAAAGAAGCGCAAAAACGCUUCUCCUAAAAAAGAAUUAAUCAGUGAACUGUUAACAAGUGCUACUUCUCAUCGCGCAGAUGAUACUAACUCUUCUUCUCAUCACACAGAUAACGCUAACUGUUCUUUAAAUGCAGAUGAUAAUUGCAAAAUAUCAACAGAAGAAAUUCAACAAGACUUAAAUAAGAAUGAAGAAAUUUUAUCAACUCCAAUCCCAAUUACUAAAGAUGUUUCUUCAGAUAUUAAAGAAGAACACAUUCAAGAAAGCACAAAUGUUGAAGUAUCUGAAUCAGUGUCAAAUGUAGAGCCUACUUUAAAUCAAGAGCAAUCGGUUAUUCUUACAAAAGAAGAAGAUCCAAUACCAAAUGAAAAUUCAAUCUCUGACAAAGUUAAUUCAAAUGAACCUUUAAUGAAGAUUGUUGAUGUUGAAGAUCUUAAAAAAGAGACAUCUAAUGAAGUUAUUAGUGAAAUGGAGUUUUGUGAGGAUGAUAAAAAAGUUGCUGAUGUUUUCACUCCAAAAACCCAAGAACAAGAGUCAUUGCUGGUACCUAGUAAUGCUGUUAAUAAUAUAGAUGAGAUUGAAUGCAUAAAAGCUGAACCAGAUCAAAAAAAAGCAAUUGCAGAAGCUUCGCCAAUUAAAGAUAUAAUUCAAAGCACCAAAGAAAUUACAGAAUUAUCUCCCAAAAUAAAGCUGACAGAAAAUGAACCUUGUUCUGGUGCUAUGGACAAUAUUGAACCAUCAUUCUCACCAAUGGAAUCUCAGUCACCCAAAAAUUCAGAUUCCCCUAAGCUGAAAAGGAAACCGAAAGGUCGUCCAGUGAGAUCCAAAAGAAAGAAGAACGUUGUCAGCAGAACUUUAAAAAUAGAUUUUAUUAAUGAACUUGAAUCAGAAGUAUCUGAACUUGACUCAAGCAUUGAGUUAAAGGAGCACGAUUUUUUAGAGGAAAAAAAGAUUAGAACACCAUUAACACCAUGUAGUUCUUCACCUGCCAGUCCUGCUCUUAGUGUUGGAAGCAAUUGUGAUAAUGAAUCAGCACAGCAACAAAGAGCUUGGCGUAAAAGCAUUAUGUUGGUUUGGAAAGCUGCUGCAAGUCACAAGUAUGCAAAUGUUUUUUUACAUCCUGUUACAGAUGAUGAAGCGCCUGGUUAUUCCUCCAUCAUUUACAAACCAAUGGAUUUGUCUACUAUAAAGAAAAACAUUGAAUCUGGGAUUAUUCAAACUACUACAGAGUUUCAACGUGAUGUAAUGUUGAUGUUUCAGAAUGCGCUCAUGUACAACAGAAAAGAACAUGAUGUUUACCGUAUGGCACGAGAAAUGAGAAAUGACGUGUUAGAGCAAAUACAGUCUUUCAUAUCUACCCAAUUAAUGGUGCAAAACACGGAACGAGAUUCCAAAGCACUGCGAAUGAAAGGAGAAAGUCAGAAAGUUAAAACAUUGCAAUGAUCUUUUUACGUAAAGUGACAGUUCAUCGACAGUAAACGUAAACAGUUUAUUGAUAUUGAAACUGGUUACUCAUGCUGGUUGUAAAAUGUUAUUACUUGGUUGUGCAAAAAAUUUUACAUCAAAACGGGCUUCACGUUUUACAUCACAAUGAUGACGGCAUUAUUUAGUUAAGGUUGAACACAAAAAAAUAUAUAAAAGCAUCAUAAGCUUAUGUAUCAUUAGAUAUAAUUUUACGUAUGAAUAUAUAGUAAUCUUAA
Molecule: messenger RNA, 2867 nt
Organism: Hydra vulgaris (swiftwater hydra)
Lineage: Eukaryota; Metazoa; Cnidaria; Hydrozoa; Anthoathecata; Hydridae
Product: bromodomain-containing protein 8
Cellular component (GO): NuA4 histone acetyltransferase complex
Molecular function (GO): protein binding
Source: RefSeq, a predicted model, not a curated record